AUGGCGGCUGCGAAGCCAACCCCUACGGACUCGCUCUCUUUCUGCCUCGCGCAGCUCUCGGCGGCGGCCGGGGAGGGUCUAGGUGGAGCAAAGGAUACAACUACCAACGAGACACCCUUGGGCCGUGCGCUCUUAGCUCUCCGCACGCGCCACGUCAAGGCAAAGGGGGGAAUCGAGCGCUUCCGGGCACGCGGCGGGCUCCUCCCCCUUCUGGCGCUGCUACGGCGAGCGUCGGCGGUGGAUCCCGCCCCGUGUCUGGCCGGCCCUGGCUCCUCCCCUUCGUCGAUCGAGUCUGCUGCUUCGGCUGGCCCCGCCCCUUCGGCUGGCCCCGCCCCCUCCUCUGCGUCCUCAUCGACGCCCUCGCCGCCUGCGCGCCUGCGCAAGACCCUGGACUUGGCGCUCAGCAUCCUGGCCAACUGCUGCACGGAAGGGGCGUGCCGGACUGAAGUGCGCAGACUCGGAGGCAUUCUGUCUUUGGUGACUAUUCUUCAGUGUGUGAAGACAGACAGCAUCCAGAACCGAGCAGCCCGUGCUCUGGGCAACUUAGCCAUGGACCCUGAGAGCUGUGGGGACAUCCAUUCUGCUGGUGCUGUUCCCCUCCUCAUUGAGAGCCUGACGACCUGCCAGGACUCGCACUGCCUGCAGAGUGUGGUCCGUGCCCUCCGCAACCUGGCGGACUCCCCCCAGCACCGCCUGGCCCUGGCACAGCAGGGGGCAGUGCGCCCACUGGCUGAGCUUCUGGCUGCUUCCCCAGACCCCGCGCUGACCUUGGCCCUCGUCCGUGCCCUCCAGGAGCUGAGUCGAGGCUGCUCCCGUGCCUGUGCGGAGCAGCUGAGUCUGGGUGGAGGACUAGGCCCACUGGUCAGUCUAGCCGCCCAUCCCAAAAAGCAGGUCUGCGAGUCAGCGAUCCUGAUCCUUGCCAAUCUGUGUGCCCAGGGCCUGGUACGGCCUGCACUGGGCAAUGCUGGUGGCGUGGAGGUGCUACUGGGUGAGCUCCAGCAACGCCGAGGCCCCAAUGGAGCUGGCCCAGCCUCCCAGCAGCCCCUAGUGCGGGCUGUGUGCCUACUUUGCCGGGAGGCCAUCAACCGAGCCCGGCUGCGGGAUGCCGGUGGUUUGGAGCUGCUGAUGGGCCUGCUGCGGGACCCUCACGCCAGCGCCUGGCACCCUCGUGUGGUGGCUGCCCUUGUGGGCUUCCUCUAUGACACAGGGGCCCUGGGCCGGCUGCAGGCUCUGGGGCUGGUGCCUCUCCUGGCCGGGCAGCUGUGCGGUGAGCUUGGUGAAGAGGAAGAAGAGGGAAAAGAAGCUGCUUCCUGGGACUUUCCUGAGGAGCGGACCCCCGAGCGGGUGGAAGCUGGAAGCUUCCGAAGCCUCAGGGCCUGGCUGAUAUCGGAGGGCUACGCCGCAGGCCCCGCGGACAUCUCCCCGGACCGGUCUCCAGAGCGCUGCCCGCUGCCGCCUCCGCCGCCCGCGCCCCCGGAGCAGGCCCAGGCAGCCAGCCCGGCCCGCGGCCCCACCGUGGUGCGGACGCCUCGAGGCCGCAGCCCUGCCACCGAGGAGCCGUGGGGCCGCGAGGGGCCGGCGCUGCUGCUGCUCUCGCGCUUCUCCCAGGCUCCGGACCCCAGCGGGGCGCUGGUGACAGGCCCGGCCCUGUGCGGCCUGCUGGCCUACGUGACCGGGGCGCCCGGCCCGCCCAGCCCGCGUGCGCUGCGCAUCCUGGCGCGCCUCACCUGCAACCCCGCCUGCCUGGAGGCCUUCGUGCGCAGCUAUGGCGCCGCGCUGCUGCGCGCCUGGCUGGUGCUGGGGGUCGCCCCGGACGACUGGCCCACGCUGCGGGCCCGGCCCCCCAGCCUGCGCAGCCAGCACCGGGAGCUGGGUGAGAUGCUGCUGCAGAACCUGACGGUGCAGGCCGAGUCGCCCUUUGGAGUGGGUGCCCUCACUCACCUGCUGCUCUCCGGGAGCCCUGAGGACCGUGUGGCCUGUGCACUGACCUUGCCCUUCAUUUGUCGGAAGCCCUCUCUGUGGCGCCGGCUCCUUCUGGACCAAGGCGGCCUCCGGCUCCUCCUCUCGGCCCUGACGCGGCCAGCUCCGCACCCACUCUUCCUCUUCUUCGCUGCAGACUCCCUCUUCUGCCUCCAAGGCCUGGUGUCGCCCACUGCGAGCCCAGCCCUCCCACCUGCAACCCCCUUGGACCCAGACUCGCCCUCCCAUUGCCUCUAUGAACCUCUGCUGGGCCCAGCUCCCGUCCCAGCCCCGGAUCUGCACUUCCUGCUGGACUCGGGCCUCCGGCUCCCUGCACAGCGAGCUGCCUCAUCCACUGCCUCCCCUUUCUUCCGGGCCCUGCUGGCUGGCAGCUUUGCUGAAGCCCAGAUGGACCUGGUACCUCUUCGCGGCCUGUCGCCCAGCGCGGCCUGGCCGAUCCUGCAUCACCUGCACGGCUGCCGGGGCUGUGGGGCAGCGCUGCGGCCCAUUCCCCCGCCAGGCCAGCCCCUGCUGGGCUCAGAGGCUGAGGAGGCACUGGAGGCCGCCGGCCGCUUCCUGCUGCCUGGGCUGGAGGAGGAACUGGAAGAGGCUGUGGGCCGGAUCCACCUGGGAUCCCAAGGUGGCCCAGAGUCAGUGGGUGAGGUAUUCCGCCUGGGCCGGCCCCGGCUGGCUGCCCACUGUGCACGCUGGACCCUGGGGCCAGGGCAGUGCCCACGGAAGCGGGCUCUGGCCUUAGUGGGGCUUGUGGAGGCAGCAGGCGAGGAAGCAGGUCCCCUGACUGAGGCUUUACUGGCUGUGGUGAUGGGAGCUGAAGUGGGGAGCAAGGGGCCCAGCCUAG
This is a messenger RNA of Pipistrellus nathusii (Nathusius's pipistrelle), 2818 nucleotides long. Lineage: Eukaryota; Metazoa; Chordata; Mammalia; Chiroptera; Vespertilionidae. The record is from the annotation of a GenBank genome assembly.